Messenger RNA from Lolium rigidum, 1107 nucleotides. RefSeq lists its product as uncharacterized. Lineage: Eukaryota; Viridiplantae; Streptophyta; Magnoliopsida; Poales; Poaceae. The record is from RefSeq and is a predicted model, not a curated record. Bases 10 to 651 code for a protein of 213 amino acids. The transcript is spliced from 2 exons.
CAGAACCUCAUGAGCCGCGUCCAGCUCCGCCCGCCCUUCCUCGACACCAACUCCUUCCUCACCCAGGACCUCGACGACUUCCUCCUCAACGAGUUCGCCGCGCUCUCCGCCGCCGCGGGCGACUCCGACCACGAUGAUGACGACGAAGAAGAAGAAGGCCUCUCCGACGGGGAGGGCUCCGGGGAGGCCAGGCGGCGCCGCACGCUGUCGAGGGAGGAGACCAAGCUGGAGAAGGAGAUCGUCAGGAUGGUGCUCGCCGGGGACGCGGACGACGCCCUCAAGCCCAACUCGGGCCAGUCCGUGGCCGUCGGCGACCACCACGUCUGCGUCGGCUUCCACGACGACGCCGGCGGCGAGUACCGCGUCUGGGAGUGGCACGGCCACGUCAUGCUCUUCGACGACGAGGACGGCUACUCCGCCGAGUACAUCUACGGGAACCACUUCGAGCCGCUCGCCGCCGCCACCGCCAGGGCCAAGCAGAAGGACAAGGAGAAGAGGGAGAAGGACCUCACCUCGGGCCUCCGGGAUUUGAUUGUGGGGGAUGGGGACACUGCUGCUAGUAAUAAUGGCCUCAAGUUGAGUGGCAAUGGCGGAGGGCACAGGGUGGUGCGCAGGAACGUCGUCAACGCCCCCGCAGCGCCUGCAAGAUAAGAGUAGGAGGCUGAGUGAGGACACAGGCACAGGUCGUCAGCAAGAAGAACAAUUCUAGAAUGCAAAGACGGCCAGUGUGAAGAUGAUUGCUUCUUAUUACUUCCUAAUAAAGCAGGCAGGCCCGGGAACGCGGUCGGAAAUCGUGCGCCGGGAAAAACCUGGAAGUGGCAUGGCGUUUGCCAUCAAAUGAAGUGGUAAAAAUGGCUAGCAGUUACCAUCGCUCGUUCUAGCGGUCCCUUCUUUUCAACCUUGUUUUGAAACGGCAGGCAUCAGCUCCUUGACUUGUGCACCUAUCUAUAUUUGCUGUGUUUGAUGUAUACUGGACUGGAGUUGUAUCCUUUUAAAGCUGCUGCAACUGCGGCGCUUGUUCAGAGCAGACUGUAUGUCUCUGUGCACGCGAUGAUGUUCAGGAAACUAGGCUGGGCCGCGAAUCUGAGGAACGUCUGUUUAUGUCUG